CUACUUCAUCACACUUUCAAUAGCUACAAUUGCGAUCGGAAAAACUGUCAUACCCCGCAAAAUUAUAUAACCCACUUCUCUUUCCUCUCCAACGGUCCUCCCUUCCCUACUACUGUGCUAUGGUCUUAGCUUAGCCUUCUUCUCUCUCUCUCUCUCUCUCUCUUAUUUUCUCAAACUAAAAAAAAAUAAAAUUUUUAAAAAAUAAAUAAAAGAACUUUUCUUUUCUUGGUCUUUGAAUUCUCCCGCAUUCUGGAAUUUUUCGAUCUGGGUUUAACUGAAUUAUGGAACUUUCGCAUGGGAAUGAGCUUGGUUCAUCGUAGAAUCCAAAGAGAUGGGGGCCACAGUUUUCCUUGUCGCAGAAAAAAAUUCAGAUUGUAGAUUGUGAAUCUGGGAUUGAGUGUUUGAACAGUUUUUGUGAAGUGUUUGUCGUUGUUUUUCUAUCUAAAGUGGGGUUGUGUUUGAGCAAAUAGCACUUGGUUGUUUUUGGGAUUUUAGCAUAUAAGAACGAUUUGAGCUUUUGUUUGUUAGCAUGUUAAGCGAUUUAGUUUAAAUGGGUUGAGAGUUGGAUGGGUCUCUAGAAGGAGAAUGACUCCGGGGACUGAUUUCUCGCCUCAGGUAACAAGAUUGGAUGGUGGGUUCUCUAAAGGCAGCGGUGUCUCUGCUAUGGAAGAUCACAAUGCUGAUUCAUCCGACAAUCUUAACCAAAUCACUUCUGGCAAACCCCCUCGAAACCUCUCUGUUAUGCGCCAUUGCACCAGCUCAGCGUUUUUGGCUGAACUAGAAUCAGAUAUUGGUAUUAUUGGCUUAAAGUCACCAACAGAUGAAUCAUCAGGGUUUUUACCAGCGUUCCGUUCCGGUAGCUGGUCUGAAAAAGGACCAAAACAGUACAUGGAAGAUGAGUAUAUCUGCAUAGAUAACCUAUGUGAACAUCUUGGUUCUGCUGCAGGCUUACAUUCUCCAGCGGCAUUUUAUGGGGUUUUCGAUGGACAUGGAGGUGUUGAUGCAGCUUCAUUCACCAAAAAGAACAUCCUUAAAUUCAUCGUUGAAGAUUCCCAAUUUCCAUCUGGUGUGAAAAAAGCAGUUAAAAAUGCUUUUGUGAAGGCAGACCAUGCAUUUGCAGAUGCGAGUUCUCUUGACAGUUCCUCUGGUACCACUGCUUUGACUGCACUUAUUCUGGGAAGGACCAUGCUAAUUGCUAAUGCCGGCGAUUCUCGAGCUGUUUUGGGAAAACGAGGAAGAGCAGUUGAGCUGUCAAGAGACCAUAAACCGAACUGCACCUCCGAAAGACUGAGAAUUGAGAAACUAGGCGGUGUCAUUUACGAUGGUUACCUCAAUGGCCAACUAUCAGUGGCACGAGCUCUUGGAGACUGGCAUAUCAAGGGCACUAAAGGUUCAAGCUGCCCUUUAAGCUCUGAGCCGGAGUUAGAGGAGAUGGUGUUGACAGAAGAAGAUGAAUUUUUGGUAAUGGGCUGUGAUGGCUUAUGGGAUGUGAUGAGCAGCCAGUGUGCAAUUACAAUGGUAAGAAAGGAGCUGAUGCAGCAUAAUGAUCCCGAGAAAUGCUCAAAAUCGCUGGUGAAGGAGGCACUGCAACGCAACACUUGCGAUAAUCUGACUGUUGUUGUUGUCUGCUUCUCUCCAGAUCCACCUCCAAAGAUCGAAAUUCCAAGAUCCCAUAAGAGGAGGAGUAUUUCAGCUGAAGGGCUGGAUCUUCUCAAGGGUGUCUUGAACAAUAUAUGAACAAGAUCUGCUGCUGAUGACUUGUACAGAUGAAAUGGAGUGUGCAGCAUCUUGUUGAGGAUACUUUUUGAAAGUUACAGCGAAACCCCCUGCUCUGGUUUUUGACAUUUGCUGAUUUCUUUAACAAUACAUGCUAUAUAUAUACGUCCAAGCUACAAUUUUACAGUCUGAAAUUUUGGAGCUUUAUUCAGACAUUUUGUAAUUUGUUAGUUUCUUAGUUGUUGGACUUGGAAUUCCUCUAAGACCAGUCUUAAUCUGUUUAAUCUUUAGGCUUAACUGUUUUAAAGUACAACAAUGAGAAGAAGAUUCUCUAAAGAAGGUUUUUAAGGCUGUUUCUUCACAUACAACCUUGUGGCUAUUAACAAGGGGAUAGACUAAACUAAAUAGAACAUUCAAUGAAACUUCAGUAGAGAUAUUUGACUA
Ziziphus jujuba (common jujube) is the source of this 2160-nucleotide messenger RNA. RefSeq names its product probable protein phosphatase 2C 47. Gene Ontology annotation, biological process: protein dephosphorylation. The record is from RefSeq and is a predicted model, not a curated record. Gene Ontology annotation, molecular function: protein serine/threonine phosphatase activity; cation binding. NCBI's taxonomy places the organism in Eukaryota, Viridiplantae, Streptophyta, Magnoliopsida, Rosales, Rhamnaceae. The transcript has 4 exons. Bases 586 to 1737 code for a protein of 383 amino acids.